Messenger RNA from Ricinus communis (castor bean), 2160 nucleotides. RefSeq names its product DUF21 domain-containing protein At2g14520. Gene Ontology annotation, cellular component: intracellular membrane-bounded organelle. The record is from RefSeq and is a predicted model, not a curated record. NCBI's taxonomy places the organism in Eukaryota, Viridiplantae, Streptophyta, Magnoliopsida, Malpighiales, Euphorbiaceae. The transcript is spliced from 12 exons. Gene Ontology annotation, biological process: magnesium ion homeostasis. Bases 313 to 1875 code for a protein of 520 amino acids.
CUGUCCACUCAAAUUUUUCUAUUCUAUCUGACAUAGAGCUUUUAGUCUUUUUCUUCCAAUAAACUUGGAUAUUCCAGGUUCCAAUUCUAGUUCCACACUUUAUUUGUUCCAUCUUAAUUCAUUCAGGAAUCUGACAGCAGCUACUUGGCAGUUUGGUCUUGGAAUCUAGACCAAUGAAUAGUAGGAUCCUUUCUAGUCGUCUUAAUUCACAAUCUGUUUACUGCAGCACUGUCAAUGCAUAUAACCUAUAUCUAUUAUAAAGGCAACCUAUUCCACUUCUAAUUGCCAAUAAUCAGUGCAUUCAACUACAAAAUGAAAGAUGAUAGUGUGCCAUGUUGCCAGCCUGCAUUUUGGGCGUAUCUUGUCCUAUGUUUCAUUCUUCUGUCACUUGCAGGUAUCACAUCAGGCCUUGCUCUAGGCCUCUUGUCUUUGAGCCAAGUUGAUCUUGAAGUCCUUAUCAAGGCCGGUAAACCUCAAGACCGAAAAAAUGCAGCAAAGAUUCUGCCAAUUGUAAGGAACGAGCAUUUACUACUGUGUACACUCCUCAUAGUCAAAUCACUAGCAAUGGAGGCACUGCCGAUUUUCCUGGACACAAUUCUUCCAGCUUGGGCUGCCAUUAUCAUGUCAGUCACUCUUGUACUUGCAUUUACAGAGAUCAUCCCUCAAGCUGUGUGUUCUCGGCAUGGACUAAGUCUUGGUGCUAAUUUAUCUCCCUUGGUUCGACUUCUUCUGCUGUCCUUGUAUCCUUUAGCAUACCCAAUUAGCAAACUCCUAGAUUGGCUGCUAGGAAAAGGGCAUUCUGCACUCUUAAGACGGGCAGAGCUGAAGACAUUAGUGGAUUUACAUGCCAAUGAGGCAGGGAAAGGUGGAGAUUUGUCACAUCAUGAGACUACUAUUAUUUCUGGUGCCUUGGAUUUGACACAGAAGACUGCUAAAGAUGCUAUGACGCCAAUAUCUGAAACCUUUUGUUUAGAUAUUAAUUCCAAGCUAGAUAUGCACACAAUGGGAUUAUUAAUGAGCAAAGGACACAGUCGUAUACCCAUCUAUUCCGGGAGUCCAGAAAAUGUUAUCGGCAUCAUUCUGGUAAAAAAUUUGAUCUUCUGCCGUCCUGAAGAUGAAACCCCAGUCAAACAUAUGAAUAUCAGAAGAAUCCCGAGGGUCUAUGAAGAUUGGCCACUGUAUAAUAUACUGACUCAGUUCCAGAAGGGUCACAGCCACAUGGCUAUUGUUGUAAAGAGCAAGGAGGAUGUGAAAAUCACUGUUGACAAUAAAGUAGGCCAGCCUACUACUAUCUUGCAUAUUGACACGAAUUCAAAUUCAGUACCAAUACAAGCAGACAGGAAGGAUAAACAUUAUAACGGAAUUAGUUCUCCAUGUGAUCAGAAUGCAAGUAUUAGUAUAUCCACAAAUACUUCCCCUCCGAGUUCAAACAACACAGAAUUCCAUAGUCCAUCAUUUAAGAGUGUAAUUGAACAGGAUCAAGAUUUGCAUCAACAUGGUAAAAACUGGGAGCAAGGAAUUGGAGAUAUUUCAUAUGAAGAUCUAGAAACUGUUCCAGGUAACUUGGACGAAGAAAUUAUUGGUAUUAUAACAAUGGAAGAUGUCAUGGAGGAACUGCUUCAGGGAGAGAUACUGGAUGAAACUGAUGAAUAUGUAGCUGUCCAUAACAAAAUUAGAAUCAACCUGCUAUCUUCAAGAACAUCAGCUGGAUCUACUGGAAGAAUUUCUGUUUCUGCUAAUCUUCAUCCGAUAACUGAGCGAUCACCACUUUCUACAUACACUCCCAUACUCCGUUCACCCAUACCUCCAUAUGUUCAGUCACCACUUGAAAGACCAACUUUAUAUGCUUCUCCUGAAAAUUCUGCAAUACUUUAAUUGUUCAGCUGGGUUUGCUGGAAUCAUGAGAACUAAUUAAGACAGUCUAGUGAUAGAGGGAGCAGUUGGAGAAUAAUUGAGUAAUCACUAGUUAAUUGCUGACGUAAUAUGUUAAAUCCUCUUACAGAAUUGAAAUUUGGAGUAAGAUAGCAGAAUGUUCAUGUAAUUUGAAAUUGGUGGUCGAAUAGCCUGAUCUAUUAGUGCUUUUUUCCUUUUUCUGAGGUAUAGCAUUUGGAGAAUAUUCCCUUAGCUUGAUGCUGUUCUGCGAGGCAUGUUGAUCUUCAA